UGCCUCGGCCUCCCAAAGUGCUGGGAUUACAGGUGUGAGCCACUGCGCCGGCCCAGCGUGACUUCUCAAUUUGCAAUUACAAAGCCGUCGGACGCCACUUCACGCUUCUCACCACCAACCCAACCACCCAGCUCCCCGCCUCGUCAGGAGGAAGAAGGUGCCAUCAUGCCACUGGGAAGCUCACACGGGCCAGAAGCCGAGACUCCUGAGAGCGGAUCCGCCGACAUGAACCCCGUCUUGGUGGUCCACGGCGGAGCUGGCCCCGUGUCCGAGGAUGUGAAGGAGCGACUGCGCCAGGGCAUCAUCAGAGCCGCCACCGUGGGCUACUGCAUCCUCCGGGAGGGCGGCAGCGCCGUGGACGCCGUGGAGGGAGCUGUGGUCACCCUGGAAGACAAUCCGGACUUCAACGCAGGUUGUGGGUCUAUCUUGAACACAAAUGGUGAGGUUGAAAUGGACGCCAGUAUCAUGGAGGGAAAAGACCUGUCUACAGGAGCAGUGUCCGCAGUCCGGGGUAUAGCAAAUCCCAUUAAACUUGCUCGGCUUGUCAAGGAAAAGACACCUCAUUGCUUUCUGACUCACCAUGGUGCAGCACAAUUUGCAGCAGCUAUGGGAGUUCCAGAGAUUCCUGCUGAAAAUCUGAUAACAGAGGAAAACAAAAAGCUCCUGGAAAAAGAGAAGCGAGAAAAACAGGCUCAGGAAACAGAAAGUGAACCCGGAAACUUGGAAACUGUGGGUGCUGUUGCCUUGGACUGCAAAGGGAAUGUGGCCUACGCAACCUCUACAGGGGGUCUCGUUAAUAAAAUGGUCGGCCGCGUCGGGGACUCGCCGUGUGUAGGAUCCGGAGGUUAUGCUGACAGUAACAUCGGAGCCAUCUCAACCACAGGGCACGGGGAAAGCAUCCUGAAGGUGAACCUGGCCAGACUCACUCUGUACCACAUGGAACAAGGAAAGACGGUAGAAGAGGCUGCGGACCUAUCGUUGGGUUAUAUGAAGUCAAGAGUCAAAGGUUUAGGUGGCCUCAUCUUGGUUAGCAAGACAGGAGACUGGGUGGCGAAGUGGACCACCACCUCCAUGCCCUGGGCAGCCGCCAAGGACGGCAAGCUGCAAUUUGGAAUUGAUCCUGGCGAAACUACCAUCAAAGACCUGGCCUAAGUCCCUGGAAGACUGUGUUCCAGAUGCUAGCUUAGAGGAAGGGUACAGUCUCCUCAUGAGACACAGCCUAAUCAAUUAUAUCUAGAAAUGGAAACAAAUUGUGCAGCCUAUCACUUGCUUUGUUGCCUUAAUAAUCAUCUGAAUGUUUGAUUGAGGGGUGGGUUCUGAAGUCACGAGACACAUGCCUGUAUUAGGAGGAUUGCUUGAGCCUGGGAGGUCAAAGCUGAGGUGAGCCAUAGGUACUCCACUGUAUGCCAGCCUGGGUGCACAAGAACAUCAGGGAAAAGAACCAAAAUCCUUUAAGGGAAAUACUCUAUGUAUGAGAGACUAAACUGAUUUUCCUAAGAAAGUUCAGAUCUUCGCUGACUUAUCUGAAUGUUUCCAGAUAUUUCCAAAGGACCCAGAUACUCCCAAAGAAACCAUAGCUCCCUAACCUGGAGAUGGAAGGUCAUAAUGGAGGCGCUGUGGGAUUCCGUGAAGUUUCUUGGAUUCAGAGAUGAGCCUCCCUCAGUGUUCUCCCAUGAGCCAGACUCCACCUGCCGAACACCCUCUGGUCCUCGUAUAGCGAGUGACGGAACUCACAGCCUCUCCAACAACAGACAGGAGCCGACCGCUGUAGGGCUGAUCCCAUGACUUCCUGCGUCCUCAUCCUGUUUUGUGCUUUGAGAUUCUUCCCACCUCCCCAUCCCCAGCAGCUGGAUCGGGCGCUGUGCAGUGUGGUCAGCAUGCUGAAGAAAGUCAUUUCCUUGGGGACAAUAUUCCCCUUUAUCUCCUGUUACACUGGAAAUGCGACAUGUAAUGUAAUUCCACUGUAAUAUCCAUGCUCAGGUUUUUAGUGUCUCAGGGUUCACCUUCUCUCUGGAAAGAAAUUGCCUAACUUUUACAUUCCAUGUGCUGCUAAUAAAAUGUAUUUUGAAAGAGUAA
Messenger RNA from Saimiri boliviensis boliviensis (Bolivian squirrel monkey), 2076 nucleotides. RefSeq names its product asparaginase and isoaspartyl peptidase 1. NCBI's taxonomy places the organism in Eukaryota, Metazoa, Chordata, Mammalia, Primates, Cebidae. The record is from RefSeq and is a predicted model, not a curated record. Gene Ontology annotation, molecular function: asparaginase activity. Gene Ontology annotation, cellular component: cytoplasm.